Molecule: messenger RNA, 1858 nt
Organism: Eucalyptus grandis
Lineage: Eukaryota; Viridiplantae; Streptophyta; Magnoliopsida; Myrtales; Myrtaceae
Product: transcription factor bHLH68
Exons: 8
Coding region: 308-1408 (366 amino acids)
Biological process (GO): regulation of transcription by RNA polymerase II
Cellular component (GO): nucleus
Molecular function (GO): RNA polymerase II cis-regulatory region sequence-specific DNA binding; DNA-binding transcription factor activity, RNA polymerase II-specific; protein dimerization activity
Source: RefSeq, a predicted model, not a curated record
AGGGUUCUCGUAGAGCAAUGAGUCUCUCCGUCUCUCUCAGAGACUACUUUACUUUGCAACACAUCACUUCCUCUAUUUAAUCAGAGGCCGAGAAAACCUCCCAAAGUUUUCCACAAAGACUACCUUACACACUCCCUGUUUUCACUAUCCUUCGAGAGACAGAGAGACACAGAGAGAGAGACAGAGAGAGAAGAAGCACAGAGGGGGGAGAGAGAGAGAGAGAGGAAGCACAGUGUGAAAUAUUUGUGCAGACUUUUCCUUUUCUGUUCCUUGGGUUUGAGAGAGAGAGAGAGAGAGAGAGAGAGGCAUGAAGCAAGGUUUUUAUUUGCAGAGCUCAUCACCAGUGCAACACAUGAUGUCUGGUAACCCUAAUUACUGGUGGAACAACAUCAAUCCUCCACCACCACGCUCUCCUUUUUGCCACUCUUCUUCUUCCUCUCCUAACCUCUUCCUUCCAUACCCACCCAGUUCUUCUCUUUCUUCUUUAUUUCAUCUCAAUCCUUCCUGGGUCUAUAAUAAUAAUGUUAACCAAGAGCAGCUUCCAGAGUCAUUGAGCCAACUCCUCAUGGGUGGAUUGGUUGGAGAAGAAGAUAAGAGCAGUGUGAUGAUGAAUUACUUACAAGAAAAGAGGGUGGAGGAUUGGGAGGAGCAACAAGUGCUUCAGCAAUCCCCGAAUGAUGCUUCUGUUCUCGACAAUCAGCAUCAUCAUCUUCAUGUGAAGCAGGAAGAUUCAGCAAGCAGCUACGGUGUGUAUGGGGGUGCAGCAAGUGAUCAUCAUGCUCUUCAAGGGACAACAAACAAGUCUGCUUGGUCUCAACAUCAUCACCACGCUAUGAUUCCUAAUUCACCACCCAAGUCGUGUGUCACCACAAGUUUCAGCAGCAGCAUGUUGGAUUUCUCGAACAAGAAGCCAGUUAAUAAGAGGCAAACCCCACCAGAUCUAUCCUCUGAGUGUAACAGCAAUGCAACUGGUGGGGUACAAAAGAAAGCUAAGGUCCAGCCUCCUUCAACCAGCCAAUCUAAUACCUUCAAGGUGAGGAAAGAGAAAUUAGGAGACAGAAUCUCCGCCCUGCACCAGCUAGUUUCCCCAUUUGGAAAGACCGACACCGCUUCAGUACUAUUAGAAGCUAUCGGGUAUAUCAGAUUUCUUCAGAAUCAAAUUGAGGCGCUCAGUUCACCUUACAUUGGCAGUGCUUCAGGAAAAACGAGGCACCAUCAAUCUGUUCGAGGGGAGAGGAGUCCUAUGUUUUCUGAGGAUUCGGGUCAGGAAUCCAUCAAUGAAGAGCCAAAGAACGAUUUGAGGAGUAGAGGAUUGUGUCUGGUCCCGGUCUCGUGCACGCUCCAAGUAGGAAGCGACAAUGGAGCGGACUACUGGGCCUCUGCUUUUGGAGGAGGAGGCCUACGAUGAGACUUCUUCGAAUGACUUGGGGUUUUAGGGAAAAUAGUACAGCAAGAGCUUCAUGAUCAGAUGAUAUAACAUCAUGAGCCGUCAAUCUGCUAAGGAAAUAAAAGAAAAAGGUGAAAGGCUGAUUGCUCAUGAUGCCGUAUAUCAUGUUAAAGAGAAAAGAUGGAGUCAUCUUGUGCUGUGUAUCUCGGGGGACAACGGCAUCCUUCGAUAAAUUAACCUAGCUCAUCCCUGUCAAUUUAGUGGUAUUUUCUAGUGCCCUUUUGCUGUAAUUAUUAUGCUUAGAAAAGGUAUUUGCCUUUCAAUUUGCAAGUCAUUUCACCGUUUGCAUAUGGGGCUGAGCUUAGCAAACCAUGUAUGUACCUUUGGCUCUUGGAUGGCUUGUCUUGAGUCCUAGUUUGUGUUCGCUAGUCAAAUUCCAUAUCAUGAAUUUAAAUCGACUCACGUUGUUCU